GACUGGACUGCACCAGAAGCAAGCUUGGUCGAAGGUCGUUUUCUUAAGACCCAGGAGCCGCCAUCGUCCUCCUGUUCUUCAGCGCCUUUCUGCCAGGGACCUUGUCCGUACCUGCAUAAUCCUUUGUACUUCUCAAGCCAGACAGAAUGGCGUCUCUCUGGUCGUGGGUGUUGGUGUUGUUGGUCUCUGUCUGCCGUGCUCAGGAGUUGACGACCCGGGAGGUUUCCAGCUGCACGUGCGGCUUCUAUGAUGAAGACGCCGACCUCCUCUUCACAGACAGCACCAUUGUAUACUUCAACGAAACCAAUGGUGUCCCUGACGACCUGGUCAUCGAGUCAUUCGAGCACAGGUAUGAUCUAGGCUGGAACACCGUUUACCGUCAGGGAGCCAAGGUGGACAAUGUCAACAUCGUCAACGACACCACCGCGCGCAACCUCACCAGCCUGGAGCUCGCCAUUGACCCCUCAGACAAGGAGCACUUGGUCAAUGGCGCGAGUAUCCGCACCAAACGUCAAGACAUCUUUUUCGGGUCUUUCCGGUCUUCUAUGCGUGCCCCGCGGUCCUGGCACAGGGGAUCUGCUCUAUCGAUGCUGCUCUAUCACAACGAAACUGAGCGAUGGAACAUCGACGUGAUGAACACCGACAACAGCAGCCAGGCCUGGGUCUCCAUGCUUGCCAAUGGUGUCUUCCCUGAUAUCUGGCUGGGAAAGAAUUUCACCGAUCUCAUCCAUGCUGGAGAGGAUCCGUGGUACUACCUCGAAUAUCGCGUGGACUGGACCAGAGACAACAUCAGUUACUACAUCGACGGCCAGCUCCAAAAGACGUACACGAAGAAGGAAAACGGAACUUUACCAAGCACACCGGCACCGUUGAAAUGGCAGCACUGGUCAACGGGAAACAAAUAUAGCUGCCAGGGCCCUCCAACCCAGCGCUCUCAGGCAAACAUCGGCUGGACUCGUAUCUUCUACAACUCGUCGUUGGCGACAGACAAGACACGAAAGGAUUUCGAUGCACGAUGCACACGUACUGCAGCCUGUCCCAUGAGCGACAACGCUCUUCGAGGCUCCACGGCCUAUGAUCUCGAUGCCACGAAACCCUGGAAGCAGGCCCAACCCAAGUGGACGAUUCCCUGGGUUCCUCUUGCGAUUGACAUUGCUUUCCUUUCUGUCUUUACAAUCUUACUCGUCAAGACAUUGUGGCGGAGAGCCUCCUGGGACUCCCUCUAUGAAUUCCUUGGCCUUAAGGAAAGGAAGGAGACUGCGGGCUCCUCUGCGGCCUCAGACAGAAGCGAGAGCGACGCUCAGUCAACUGACGACGGCGCGACUCUCGCAAACACUGAUACUGGCAGUCCUCUUGCGAGCAGACAUAACCUUCCAAAUGUGUCUUCUUACGCUAGCCUGUCACCACCGCCGGCGUACUCUGUUCCUCAAACCCCGGCACCUCAAUAUCAAACCCCAGUAGUAUCCCCACGGCCAUCGCGAACCAACUCAGCUGACGAUCUGACGAUCCAGCCAAUUUAUCCGGCAGAUGCGCAGGCAAGCUCUCUCAUCUCACGAACCCAGGGACGCCGUGCAGGGACCAGUAAAACUCCUAGAUCCAUCAAGGAAGAUGUGGAAUACCAUGGUAGUCCCAGCAGCAGCACCCUGGUGCAUCCUUCGAUGGAAUUGAGCGCACCCCCUACCCCAGGAUUUUUCUCUGCAGAUGUGCCUCAACAGAGGCAGGAUCCCCAGGCUCCUGCGGCGACCGAACGCAAGACUCCUGCAGUCAAAGCAUCUCCGGCUGCAGGAGCUGCUCUGCCCCGUCAGCGCAUUGACUACUUGGCUGGUUUCAUCUCUAUGAGUGCGCUUCUGGUCACGGUGAACCAUUUUUGUUUGACCUUCUUCGCAUCCGUCCUGGAGCCUGGACUGGACCACCAUUAUUCCAGUGAGUUGUGGGCGAGAAAGACUAUCGCAACCUACUUCCUAGAUCCUCUCUGGAUCGGGCCGUUCCUCAUGAUUUCCACCCGCUUCCUCAUCUCCAAUUAUCUUCGUACAGGCAACCUGGGAAACAUGGCCCAGAAAAUUGUUUCUCGUCCGUUCCGUCUUCUCACUCCGGUCGCAUCAAUUGCUCUUCUCGAGUACUUCCUCAUGGAUUCGGGAGCCGUGAACUGGCUCGAAUACCUCCCUUCUGUUACGUGGUCACAGUGGCCGUACGUUACGCUUGUGCAGAACCCUGGUGUGUUCAUCAGUGAGAUCGUUGAGCUCGCCUUCCUGAUUCCAAAUGCCGCUCCCCAGAUCACCAACAACUACUGUACCGGAGUGCUCUGGACCAUCCCCGUCCAAUUGCAGGGCGCCUGGCAAACUCUGAUUGGUCUGAUCAUGGUCAAGCAAUGCAAGACGCCUUGGAAGCGGAUGGCUUUCUACGCCUUCUGCAUCGCUAACCACUGGUACGGUCUUUCGUGGGGCAGCUACUACUACGCCGGAGUGCUUCUUGCAGACCUUGACCUUACCUUCAAGUACAAGAAGUGGCUGCAUGCUCGCCCGUUCGUCUACUACCCUAUCCUGUGGUUCCUCAUCGCGGUCACUCUGGGCGGCUUCACUCUCGACCUGAUUCCCCAGUACACCGGUGUCCAGUAUGCCGAAAAGGAAUAUGGGUGGCAUCCCGACACGACGACUGGUCUCGCCAUCGUACAGGCUGGACGCAGCCUCUACCCGGACUACUACAUUCCUCGACUGAAUGCUUUGAUCACCACGGUCAGCAUGCAAACCAUCGUGGAAAUUUCCCCUGUGGUUCAAAGAGUGCUCUCGGUCAAGGUUCUGCAGUGGGUCUUCCCUCACAUCUUCACUAUCUAUCUGAUUCACGGUUUCAUCAUGUGGUCUGCUGGUUCGUGGGCUAUGGUGACACUCUUCUCCUAUGGCCUACCUUACUGGUUGUGCGUCCUUCUGACGGCAAUCAUCUGCUAUGGCAUGAUCUUUGCCGUUCUCCCUAUCUUGACGCCGCCCAUCGAGCUGCUCGGUAAGAAUUUCACUCUGACGGUGUGGGAGCACGCCAGCCAGGAGCCGGCACCGAGAAAGCCCACCACGUAUCCUUUUGGCAGGCAACUGCUGAACCGUGAUGUGGAUGCUGCCCGGGCCGAUACACCAGACACGAUAGAUGAGAAGAAGGGCAAAGGUCCCGAUGGCAAGGCCACGAUAUCAGAGACGAUCUCAGAGGUCUGAAAUUUUACAACAUAUUUCAUUGUAUGUACAUUUCUGUGUUAUUGGAUUGGUUUCUCCAUAUUUUAUAUCGGAGUAUGGAGUCGUAUCUCCGGGCAUGUACAUGAUUUCCCUAUACAUAGACUUGAUGGAUUUAUGGAUUGAUCGUGACACGUCAACAUACAUGAAGUACAUACAUUAUAGAAUUCAAUACUGCAUCGAACACUUUUCACACU
Paecilomyces variotii is the source of this 3409-nucleotide messenger RNA. RefSeq lists its product as hypothetical. NCBI's taxonomy places the organism in Eukaryota, Fungi, Ascomycota, Eurotiomycetes, Eurotiales, Thermoascaceae. Gene Ontology annotation, biological process: carbohydrate metabolic process. Gene Ontology annotation, molecular function: hydrolase activity, hydrolyzing O-glycosyl compounds. Bases 147 to 3197 code for a protein of 1016 amino acids. The record is from RefSeq and is a predicted model, not a curated record. The transcript has a single exon.